UGUGAACCGAGAUGCAUCAGAGUCAAGAUUGGAGAUUCAUAAUAAUACGCGGUACACAAGUUGUGAACGUUGAAUAUUGGGCACGCAAGAUUAUUCACUCGAUCCACGACUCAAGACUCUGUCCUGCUCCAUCAUGGAACCGCGUAGGCGCUUAUCCCAAUGAAAACGCAGCCAGGAAUCAAGGCGGGUCCGACGAAUUUCUACACGUCAUGACAUUUCAGAUGUCAUCAGACGCGCAUUCAAAUUCGAUGCCAGGCAAUUCCACUAGUGACCUUGAAACGUCACCACAUCCAGCUGGGUCCAUGGGCAAGCGGAAAGCCUGGCCCUGGACUGGGGAUGCCGUCUUCUGGCUCAGCCGGGCGCUACAUAGAACGUGGCUUGAGGCUCGUGCUUGUCAUGACCUAGCUGCUCACAUUGCCCGCACUCACUCGGAUACCCUUCACGUGGCCGGAUCGCGACCUCUGUCCAGGCUAGCACCUCAGAGGGCGUUUUUGAGAGUGUAGAGUCUGUGCAUGUACGGCCUUCAUGAGGAAGGCCAAGUCUCGAUUCUACGAGAAGUCGAAGAAAGACAACAAAGAAGCUGCUUCGCAAGUCAUUUGCCCUUGCACCUUUCACCCGACAGGAUCACACCACCACCCCCUCCCGAAUGGUUGUGCGAGAUGACGCCUUCGUAUUAUAGGCCGACUGAUGAAUCAAGGGAUAGAAGCAGAUGUGAACGGGCCAAGUCUUUCAGCCACGCAACACGUUCGUAACGUCGGAUUCACUCGUAAUGCCCGCGCCUGCCACAAAUCCUACCGCCCCGGCGAGCUUCGCCAAAGGACUGGAGGAGCGCUUCUCAUAAGUGUUUUUUGAAUGUCACCACGCGCAUGAACACCGUAGGCAGCCAUGCCGGGUUGACACUUCAGCAGAUGGGAACUCGCUUCCAGCGACGCCAGUCGGAAUAGGUCUCGGGUUUGUGAUACGUGCACCUGAUGAGCUGACCCGCUCAUGACCUGCCGUCAACAAAGCAGAGGUCAAAGGGCAGUACGUGCAGUGAUACGCUGUAGUCAUUCACUUGCUGUGGCGUGAAGAACCAGGCGUGCGCUCGCGUUAUCAUUUCCCGAUACAUAUAGCUUCGAACGUGGAUGGACUGGCGUCAAGCUUGUGCGCACGGAAAGUUUGCGAGCAAUCUGGCUCUUUCAACACUCCCUUGUGUGACACUACGGAGCACAGCGGUGUCCAAGUCGGGUCCAGGCAAGGACAAAUGGAUUUCAACGUCAGCAGAAUCGACCUUGAUGACAACAACUGCAUCUCCUGAUCACGCACAGUUCAAUCAAUACAUGCGAAAGGUCAUUUUCUCCCGGGUCCGCCGGAAGCGCUCCGACCUAGCCGACAGCAAGGCCUACGACGCUACCGCAUCUGGCGACCUCCAUGUUCGGAAGGCUAGCACCGAGAUGUCAGAGAGUGUGCAAAGCACGGUUGGAGUGACACGACGGGGGAAAGGUAGUAACAGCAGUCAGUGCGUGCGAUAAGCAUGCGAGGAAACAAAGGGCAGGAGCAUGUCCAGGAGGCCAAACGCUGCCAGCUAUUACACCCAUGCUCUGAGGUAGGAAGCCUGUCACACUGCGAAUUCAGCAUUGCCAGACAUAAGCAGAUCGCCUUUUGUCGCCCCAGAAGCGCCGCAAAUAUUCCGUAUACGGAGGCCAUGUCUGGCUGCACGCAAGCGAAGAGAGCACACAGGAGCGAGUACGAGGACGUCGUCAACAUCGCCUCCUGUCUAGGCUGCUGCGCCCGUGCACGGAAAUUUUGCCACGCGGCAAUCUGCCAAAUACAUCAACGCUGGAGUUUGCCACCAUGAGCGCUUUCGUCGGUUUAGUAGUCAACACUGGCUACGUCGUGUAUGGAAGUGCACGUCAAGACGCUCUGGCAAG
This is a messenger RNA of Ceraceosorus bombacis, 1910 nucleotides long. NCBI's taxonomy places the organism in Eukaryota, Fungi, Basidiomycota, Exobasidiomycetes, Ceraceosorales, Ceraceosoraceae. The record is from the annotation of a GenBank genome assembly.